AUGACCAUAUAUUAUACUGCUGUCUUUGUUAUUCUGGUUGUUGAGAUGGUUGCCUUUGGCAUUCUCGUCGUACCCCUUCCAUCUCGCUGGCGUAGAACUAUUCACAGAUUUGUUUCAAGAUCCCCAUUGGUUCUUCAAGCAAUUACUGUUUUAAAAUUCGUAUUUGGCUUUAUCUUUUUAUUAUUUAUCGAUGCUGUAAACCGUUUGCAACGUCUUGACCAAGGUGAUACUGAAGAGAAGCGACAAUUCCACGAUGCUGGUUAUGAAGCUAGUCAAAAAGCCAACAAAUUUUAUGCACAAAGAAACUUGUACUUGACCGGAUUUACUCUCUUUUUAUCACUUAUUCUCGAGCGUACUAGUACUUUAGUCGUUGCCAUGUUGAAGCAUGAAGAAGAGUUAGAAUACGCCAGAGAGGAACACAAAACAUCCAGCAAGGAUCAAGAGCGUUUAUUGACCAUGGAAAAGAACUAUAAGGAUCAAAUUGAGGCUCUCGAGAAGGAAAAGGAAACUUUGCGUUUACGUAAGGGAGAUAUGGAUAACCUCAAGAAGCAAAUCGAACAACAAACUGCCGAGUAUCAUCAGCUCUCUGUCGAGCGUAAUUUGCUCCCUGUCGAAAAAAAGUCUGCCUAA
This is a messenger RNA of Mucor mucedo, 630 nucleotides long. Its product is annotated as B-cell receptor-associated protein 31-like-domain-containing protein. Gene Ontology annotation, cellular component: endoplasmic reticulum; endoplasmic reticulum membrane. The record is from RefSeq and is a predicted model, not a curated record. The transcript is spliced from 7 exons. Gene Ontology annotation, biological process: intracellular protein transport; endoplasmic reticulum to Golgi vesicle-mediated transport. Bases 1 to 630 code for a protein of 209 amino acids. Lineage: Eukaryota; Fungi; Mucoromycota; Mucoromycetes; Mucorales; Mucoraceae.